Messenger RNA from Cottoperca gobio, 2734 nucleotides. RefSeq names its product one cut domain, family member, like (gene onecutl). NCBI's taxonomy places the organism in Eukaryota, Metazoa, Chordata, Actinopteri, Perciformes, Bovichtidae. Gene Ontology annotation, biological process: regulation of transcription by RNA polymerase II. The record is from RefSeq and is a predicted model, not a curated record. Gene Ontology annotation, cellular component: nucleus. Gene Ontology annotation, molecular function: DNA-binding transcription factor activity, RNA polymerase II-specific; RNA polymerase II cis-regulatory region sequence-specific DNA binding. The coding region runs from base 655 to 2007 and encodes 450 amino acids. The transcript has 3 exons.
AGGAAAAUCUCACGAGAUAAUGAAAGAAAAAGAGGAGAGCUGCUAGUGUAGAGCAAAAAAAAAACGAGGCUAGACCCGGAGAUUUUUUGGAGUGGAAAACAAAGACUGAGAAACGGGAACGAACAGAGCGAUAGCGAUUCGUCUGUAACCGCAGAUGGUUUUUGCACUCUGGUUUUGGUGAAUGUAGCACCCCGGGGCGCAGCGGACCAAUUGUGUGAAUCUGCAGGGCUGCUCGGCGACACAAUCGGAGACAUGCACAGGACGGACAACAGCCGCGGACGCGCUCUGAGAAGUGGAUAAUAAAAGGCACAAAAGCGAGGCAUCUGCCGAGGAACACAGCUGAGCACCAAAGAGACAAGAGAGCGGAGUGCUGAUGCACAAGUGAGAAUAAAAUCACAGUUAAAGCUCCGGAUGCUGUUGCAAACUCGCUUUCUGGGAGUUUGAGGGAGUUUGAAGACAGUACUUAACGUUAUCAGAUAAUUAAUUAGACACCCCAUAAGCCCGGAAAUCAAUUAAUUCACAAAUCAAUAAAUCCAUAGUCUGGUGUAACAAGAGACCUUCCAGACUGUUAGCCCGGCUGUUCAACAACAACAACAAGAGAAAAGCAACACCGCGCAGGGGCCAGAAAUACACAUUUAUUUGUCGAAAUUGAAGAUGGAUGGGGGUCUAGGGGAGAUGUCCCUCCACAGCCACGCUGAUCUGGCUCACAGCCAGGACGGCAGGGCCAUGCUGCACUCUCGGGACCUUUCUGCUGCUUUCCCCAGGCCUUCCCUCGGGGGCCCCUCCAUGUCUCUGGAGCCCGAGCCCCGUCCACCGGGCUUCGACCACUCCAUGUCGGCACUGGGAUACAGCGGCGACUCCCCGUCCAGUUCCGGCAGCACCUACACCACCCUGACCCCCCUGCAGCCCUUUGACGACAAGUUCCACCACCACCACCAUCACCACCCCUGCCUGCCCGUCAGCAACGUCAUCGGCAGCUUCACCCUCAUGCGUGAGGACCGAGGCCUCAGCACCAACUUCUACAACCCCUAUGGCAAGGACCUGGCCAUGUCCCAAAGCCUGUCCCCCCCCUCCGCCGGUUCAGGCCUGGCCUCCACCAUGCACGGUUAUGGCAGCUUGGGCAACAGCCCCAAUGGCAAUGGUGGCCAGAUGCUCCACGCCGGCUAUGACGUCCACGGGGGGAGCCUCUUCUGCCGGACGUCAGAUUUUGGCCGUGAGAUGUCGCCACCCGGCCUAGGAGGAGGCGAUGUGUCAGUGGGGCAUCAGCUGAACAAAAUGGAUGGUCACCAGCACGCCCCGGGCCACCACCCUCACCUCUACAGCCAGCACUACCAGCCCCACCAUCACCCGAGCCAGCAGGCCACCAAAAUGGGCGAACACCUGCACUCCUCUUCAUCCGCCUUGUCCUCGCCCGGCGACGGCAUGCUGUCGGGCUCGCAGGGCGGCGGAGGCGGCGGGGAGGAGAUCAACACCAGAGAUGUGGCCCAGAGGAUCAUCACUGAGCUGAAGAGGUACAGCAUCCCCCAGGCCAUCUUCGCCGAGAGGGUUCUGUGCAGGUCACAGGGUACGCUGUCUGACCUCCUGAGGAACCCCAAGCCCUGGGGCAAGCUCAAGUCCGGCCGUGAGACCUUUAAGAGGAUGUCCCGCUGGCUGCAGGAGCCCGAGUUUCAAAGAAUGGCUUCGCUCCGGCUGGAGGCCUGCAAGCGGAAGGAGCAGGAGCAGAGCAAGCUGGAGCGCAACCAGGGGCCGAAGCGCACCAGGCUGGUGUUCACAGACCUGCAGCGGCGUACGCUCUUGGCCAUCUUCAGGGAGAACCACCGCCCGACCAAAGAGCUGCAGAUCACCAUCUCCCAGCAGCUCGGCCUGGAGCUCUCCACUGUCAGCAACUUCUUCAUGAACGCCCGCCGACGCAACGUCAACAAGUGGGCAGAAGAGGGCCGCCCUUCCUCCACGGGUUCCUCGGGCUCCAGCGUUUCCUCCUCCGCAGUGUCCUGCAGCACGGCAUGAUGACGGAUCGCCGAAGAGGUGCGGUGGGGAGGGCGCUGAGGGAGCAAGGAGGCACAUAGACUGGUCUAGGCAGAGAUCAGCCGUAAUAAAUGUCCUCCUCGUUAUCAGAAGGAGCGACGGAGCCAGCUAUUAUAGAUGAUUUUAUGAAGAUGAAGCAUUUUCCCAAACCAAAGUUAUUCGCUCCCUUGAAAUAGAAGGGGGCGAUACCCAGAGUGAUAUGAUCGCAGGAUGUGAGGUCCUGCUUGUAUAGUCGAGGGUGCAGAGAUGAUUUGACUCAAAGACGAGUCACACCCUUACAUUGACACCAUCUCAUUGCAUUAUUUUGAUUAUCUAGAUUAGAGAUAAUGAGGGUAUUACAAAUCAGGAGGAAGCAUAUUUUGGUGUACCUUCUAAUCUAUAGUCAUCUCUCCAAACGUGAAGAAUCAAGAGGUGCCGUUUGCUCACAUGUGGAGAGCUCCAUCGUGUAACUUCUUAAUCAAAAGUGUUCACCAUCAUCCAAAGACGUUAAUCCUCCCCCAAUGUUCUUAUGGUCCUGUUUUUCCUCAAGAAUCAAGGUGAAAGAGGAAGAAGAGGCUUUUUCUUUAUUCUUUUUGACUUUCCAUUUUUUUUCUGAAGAACCUAAUUCUCCUUUCUUAGCAUGUGUUUCCAUGGUGAUGGUUCCCAGGACCGUAUGGCGUUGUUCCAAGUUCGGAGCCUGGAAUUAUCUGGAGGUUUCUGUAGCGUCCGC